UUGGUCGAAAUAAAAUGCCAGAAUGGUCCUUCAUCUGUCUUAUGAACCUUGGAACAGGAAUCAGCAUCGUCGAUGAGCAAACCUAUGCGGCGAGCAGUAAAGCGGUAUGAUAGGCGAAGACGUGCUCCCGCGGAAAGCGUAGGAAAGUAGCAAGAUGACCAGGACAAGCUGCAACGUAUUUGCAUGCAUAGGAAUAGCACGCAUCAUGUGUUGCCGGGUCGAAACUGAAGAAUCCACUGCCGAGAUUCCGCCCGAAAUUCUCGCAACCUGAGCGCGGCGCGCUAAUUGCAGACACGAGACAAUCCAAGCACGGUGACAAAAGAUCUUAUCCUCCUCGACACCGCGUAGCGAGAUGGCAAGACGAUACUUGUAUCCUCGCUUGAGUCAGCCCUACAGCUGAAUAAAUCUUGCAAAAAAAAGGAAAAGCAAUUGUUGCAAUAGUACAGUGGACGAUGCAGUAUGUACGUAGGAGUACAGUGGAUUGUAUGGGAUUUUAUAUUAGAAACAUACGGAAACCAAGAUAAUAGUCAACACUCUACGAGCCAUUCGCCAGCGGCUCUGAUCAUGGUGCGCGUCGCGGUGGUGGGCUGUGCCCACGGGAUGCUGGACGACAUCUACGCGACCGUCGAUUUUGUCAACGAGAUGGAUCCAGAGAAUCCCGUGGAACUGCUGCUUUGCUGCGGCGACUUCGAGUGCAUGCGUAACAUUCGCGACCUGGAGACGCUGGCCUGUCCGCCAAAGUACCGCGCACUGCACGCUUUCCAUCGCUACUACAAACAGGAGAAGACAGCCCCAGUGCUCACGAUCUUUGUCGGCGGUAACCAUGAGGCUUCAGGGUACCUAAAGGAGCUGCACUAUGGCGGAUGGGUGGCCCCCAACAUGUUUUAUCUUGGAGCAGCAGGCGUCGUCAACGUGGCAGGACUGCGUAUUGCUGGGUUGUCUGGCAUUUACAAGCAGCAACACUACACAGCAGGACGAUUCGAAUCAAUGCCGUUCGACAACAAUACUAUGCGUAGCGUAUACCACGUCAGGGAGCUCGAGGUUUUCCAGCUCUCGCACGUGCAGCAGAUAGACAAGACUCCUCUAGGCGUGUUCCUCUCGCACGACUGGCCCCGAGGAAUCGAGCAGUACGGUAAUAUCCCGCAAUUGCUGCGUCGCAAGCCGUUCUUUGAGCAGGAGAUCAGAACCAACACAUUGGGCAGUCCUGCCGGCGAGUUCCUGAUGUUCCAGUUGCGCCCGCAGUACUGGUUUGCAGCACACUUGCAUGUCAAAUUUGCUGCCAUCGUGGUGCACCCUAAUCAGGCAACUGAUGCGUCAAGUGGCGAGUCUACUGAAACAGAAAAACCACAAGCGAAUGAACAGGAUUCGGCUCCCAACCCCCCACCUCAGCCUGCGACUACCAAGUUUUUAGCGCUUGAUAAAUGUCUCCCUCGUCGAGAAUUCAUGCAGAUUCUGGACUUGCCUACUUCUACUGCAGCAAAUACUCCAGGGAGCCAGAAGAAUGAUUCAGACGCACCGAUGAGCGAAACAAAGCAUGAUGCCACCCAUUCCGAUGAUGCUGCCAAGACUGAAGCUUCCGCGCAACACGCUAAGCGCUCGCCUCCCAAGAUUAUGUUCGAUCUCGAGUGGCUUGCUAUCCUGCGUGCAACGCAUCACCUUGCUUCAUCCAGUAAGUUUGCACCGCGGGUGCCGCAGGAGGAAAUGAAGAUUGAGGACAAGGACAUUGCAUGGGUAAAGCAGCGUCUCCAGGAAUUUGUUGUAGGGAAGAAGAUAGACAAGGCCGAGGGCGAGUGGAUCACAGACUUUGUGAAGACCGCACCAGGCCACGGUGAAGAGGCAGGACCCGUGUUGGUGACGGGUAAUCCUCAGACUGAUCUCCUUUUGGAGCUGUUGAAGCUUCCGCACGUAGUGACUGCGCCAUUUGUUGGUGGUGACGCGACUGCUGCAAAUGUUGAUGACCCAAACGAGAUCGACCUAGAUGACGAUGACGGUGAUGAAAACGACGUCGAAGAUACAAAACCAAUGGACACCGAUGCCGCCACCAGCAAUGAUACUAAUGCUAACCCAGUAGUAGAGUCUACAGCAGCACCUGCAGACCCGUGCGAAAUCGAUCUAGACCUAUAAUGUGCAAGCAAUUCUGGCAUCGUUUGGCUCCCUAUUGUCUUGUGGAAAGAAGACAAUACUUGCAAAUUUCAUGUCUGCAAUUGCAAGUUGCGAUUGCUAGUAUCCAAAUAUUUCAGUUAAAAUCUAUCACAUGUAUACAGUAUACAAUUAUACAUUUGAUCAUGAAGAAUAAUUUUAAAUAAUAAACUG
Phytophthora nicotianae INRA-310 is the source of this 2313-nucleotide messenger RNA. RefSeq lists its product as hypothetical. The coding region runs from base 460 to 2124 and encodes 554 amino acids. Gene Ontology annotation, molecular function: RNA lariat debranching enzyme activity. The transcript has a single exon. Gene Ontology annotation, cellular component: nucleus. Gene Ontology annotation, biological process: mRNA splicing, via spliceosome. NCBI's taxonomy places the organism in Eukaryota, Oomycota, Peronosporomycetes, Peronosporales, Peronosporaceae. The record is from RefSeq and is a predicted model, not a curated record.